Messenger RNA from Penicillium verrucosum, 591 nucleotides. RefSeq lists its product as uncharacterized. The transcript is spliced from 2 exons. NCBI's taxonomy places the organism in Eukaryota, Fungi, Ascomycota, Eurotiomycetes, Eurotiales, Aspergillaceae. The record is from RefSeq and is a predicted model, not a curated record. Bases 1 to 591 code for a protein of 196 amino acids.
AUGCCAGUUAAGACUAUUGUGCUCACAUCUGCAUCUUGCGCGACAUGGGACGAUCCAGAUCUAACAGAACGAGUGAAACUAAAACGAGAGCGCAGUCCCCAGCUAUACAACCUCAUUGGCUUCUUUCACCGCCAGGAAAAGCAAAAAUUCUCCGUGCAGGCCCUCGCUCGUCGAGGGGUGACAGCAAUUGCCCUUCCAGAUGUAGAAUCACUCUUGUCAGGCGAGGGUCAUUUUCGACCACAUGCUACCUUCCAUCCUAAGAUAAAGGUGGAUGCCUUUGACAUUCGAGAUCCAAACUCGGAGGAAGAUGCAGCUCACUGGUACUUGGAGAUUCUGAAUAUACUGGAAAGAAAGACUCAGCAAAAGCUUGCUAAAACCCGUCCACGCGUCCGCAACUUUGCUAAUGAAUACGGCCCGUGGGCUUCACUUGUAACCCAAAACCCGUUCUUCGGUGUGAUAGAUGGGUUUUGGGAUAGUGGAGUCAGGAGUGAAGAGCGGUACAUCCAGACUCUGAAGGAAUGGAGGGGCCCAGGUCAAGAAUCCGAAAAUGCGAUCUACAGCUCUCCUCCCCAUGUCCCUCCCCCCAUGUGA